Messenger RNA from Zymoseptoria tritici IPO323, 183 nucleotides. RefSeq lists its product as uncharacterized. The annotation marks the transcript as partial. The record is from RefSeq and is a predicted model, not a curated record. Lineage: Eukaryota; Fungi; Ascomycota; Dothideomycetes; Mycosphaerellales; Mycosphaerellaceae. The transcript has a single exon.
GCAUCUACCACCCCAUUCCAGAGUCAAUGCCUUUCGUGCUCGCAGAUUGCGGCGGGUCUCCAGACUUGUGCGCGCUGCAAGGCUGCAAAAUACUGCUCUCGAGAAUGCCAAGCUGCCCACUGGACAGCCCACAAGUCAGCUUGCAAACGUCUCAACUACGUGUUCAAGGUGUCUCUGGAGCCG